UUUUAGUUCAGACAUGAAUGUUGUCUGGCUCAGCUGAUCACUACACCUGAGACGAGAGCCGCCACUGGACACAGUUUUGUUCACUAACCCUCCAAAAAGCAGCGGCGAGAGUAUCGUAAUUAACAAUGGCGAGUCAUCCCAAAGAUGUGGUCAUCACUGAUGAGCAUCCCAAGACACUCUUACUCCAAAAACACGCUGACUAUAUUAUUGGCUACAGCAAAAAGGAGGAGGAUUAUGAAUUCACCAUGACCGAGCACUUCCGCAUGUCUGGCAUGUACUGGGGCAUAACAGCAGUGGAUCUACUGUCACAGUUGGACAGGAUGGAUCGGUCUGCAAUAAUAGAAUUUGUUCGUCAGUGUCAAGACAAAACAUCUGGGGGAUUUUCUCCAAGCCUAGGCCACGACGCUCAUUUACUCUACACGCUCAGUGCUGUGCAGGUCUUUAGCACUUAUCAUUUUUUAUAUAUAUAUAUAAACUUAAAUUGGAAUAAAAGGUUGGAUGCAAUAGAUAUAGACAAGGCAGUUGAGUUUGUGAUGAAAUGUCAGAAUGUGGAUGGUGGUUUUGGUACAAGACCUGGCUCUGAGAGCCAUGCAGGACAGAUAUACUGUUGUGUUGGCCUCCUCUCUGUCACAGGUCAGUUACACAGAGUGAAUGGAGACCUCCUUGGUUGGUGGCUUUGUGAGCGUCAGUUACCAUCAGGGGGGCUAAAUGGACGACCAGAAAAGCUGCCAGAUGUAUGUUAUUCAUGGUGGGUGUUGGCAUCUCUUAAAAUGCUCGACAGACUUCAUUGGAUUAAUGCAAAUAAAAUGCGUCUCUUCAUAAUGGCAACGCAGGAUCCUGAGACAGGUGGUUUUACCGACCGGCCGGGCGAUAUGGUUGACCUCUACCAUACGCACUUUGGACUUGCCGGGCUCUCGUUGCUUGGAGAACCUGGACUUAAACAGAUCAAUCCUGUCUUUUGCAUGCCCCAGUAUGUUAUUGAUCGCAUCUCUGUGUCCGUUCAGAUAUUAGCCACAUGAUUAACUAUAUAAAGGUACUGCAUUUUUUAUAUUUCCUUAAUAACUUAAGACAGUGUGAAGUUUUAUAUUAAAAAAUCUAUUUGAUGUAAUACAGGUUGCAUAAUUUAAUUUUAA
This is a messenger RNA of Cherax quadricarinatus, 1133 nucleotides long. NCBI's taxonomy places the organism in Eukaryota, Metazoa, Arthropoda, Malacostraca, Decapoda, Parastacidae. The record is from RefSeq and is a predicted model, not a curated record.